Messenger RNA from Hevea brasiliensis (rubber tree), 1284 nucleotides. RefSeq lists its product as uncharacterized. The record is from RefSeq and is a predicted model, not a curated record. The transcript has 5 exons. Bases 202 to 1104 code for a protein of 300 amino acids. NCBI's taxonomy places the organism in Eukaryota, Viridiplantae, Streptophyta, Magnoliopsida, Malpighiales, Euphorbiaceae.
AUUCGGCCAAAUAUGCAUUAGGGGGAGAAAAUUAAAGGAAAAAGGCUGAAAAAAACGCCAUAGCACAGAUUCUUUGGGUUUGGCUCUAUCUCAAGAUUACCCUUUGAUCUGACGACAGAAAGAGAACGAAAAUAACUGGCGAAAACCAAUUAAACCUAUACAGGGAAAUGCCAAUGGUUACAAACGAGUGAAGAGACAGCGAUGCAUCUGAAAAAGCCGUUAUGGAGCUCCGGAUUGAAGGAUAGCUCAAGGGAAGCUGAUCCUCAGGCGCAAGCAUCGGCCACCGCGGUGGAGGAGUUAGUUAACUCUUUGAACAAGCAGCGCUUGUACAAAGAGGUCACUCUCGCCCUUCGAACUAGCCUCAGAGACGCUAGCGCCGAAUUCUCCUUCCUCCGCCUCCGCGGCCUCCGCUCCCUCCUUAACUUCCUCCGAUCCGUGGCACAGUCCGACUCCGCCAUUAACCUCUUCUGCCAAACCCAAUCUAUACCUGAACUUCAAGUGGUUCCAGUUCUGUUUCGACAUUCUCUCAAGGAUUCAGAGGAUGAGAAGGUGGAAAGUUUGAAUCAUAUAUUCGGGGUAGAGCCUAUGAACAUUACUGGUCCUUCAACAGGUGCAGAGGUUGCGCUUGCACUUAGAGUUCUGGAAGGUUGCUGUCUUCUCCACAGUGAGAGCACGAAGUUGGCUCAUCAACACAAGGCUGUUGAGGUUUUGUUGCAUAUAUUAUCAACUAGAGGUGCAUCGGAGCAAGGUGCCUGUUUGGAUGCUCUAAUCUCAAUAAUGCUGGAUUCAUCAUCCAAUCAAAUGGAUUUUGAGGUUUGUAAUGGUAUUGAGGAAGUGACAGUGCUCAUUAGGGACAAGCAAGUGGAUGAAAAUCUCAGGUUAAAAUGCGGGGAGUUCUUGCUGCUACUUAUCGGCCAUGUUAAUGGGAGGGAAACGCCUCCGAUGGUUACCAUACAAGAAGACGUAAGGCGACUACUUGGUGAGAAAUCGGCUUCCUUGAUAUGGGCAGCUAGUCAAUUUGGCUCAACCCUUGACCCAGAGCAGAGGCUGACUGCCCUACACAUCCAAGCUCGCAGAGUGCUGGAGUCACUGGAUCUGUAUUAAUUUUAAAAGACAUGAAUUUGUAUCUUGAAAUUGUUCCUGUUUUUUCUCUUCUAGCAAUUUUGCAGUUGUUGAUUAUAAGAUGCGAAUAUGUUCUGCACAUAGGAUCAACUGUUAGUAUUUGCUCUAGCUUAAAACCUUUGGCUAAAAGGAAAAUCCCAAAGUGAACCUUAUCAUGUCGCA